GGGAAAUAUUUGGAAAUUUUGAAGCUCAAAAACUUUCUGGUCAAUAACACAACAUUGAAGUAUUGCAUUGCAUCGAAUUUUUGUUAAAUUUCUUUUGAAUACCCAUAUUCAUAUUGUAGUCUUAUAAUAUCAUAUUGGCACUCGAAUCAAGUAUUCAAAUCCGAGUCAAUUAACAAAGUCUACCACGGAAAAUACUCGAGCGCCAUACACCAUCACCAAGUCCUUUCGCAUAUUGUUUUCGAUUUCCACUAGAAGCAUGAGUAAUUCUGACUCCGUUCCGUCAAUUCCUCCGCAAGAGGAGAAGCUUCAUCUAAAAGGGGAGAGCGAAGAAUCAGCCUCAUCUUCAUCCACUUUCUCCAAUAUACCUGGGCUGGGACGGCUUGGGAAUGCGCCAAAGUCUGAGAAUCCAACCCCAUCAGCGAAGAACAACCACGCAGAGAACCACUUGAAAGAAUUGGCCACACCCAAAGACAAGUUACCAGAGAGUAGUCAUGAUCAAUCCCAGGGAGAUUUCAAAAUGGCGGAUGCCGAACCUCUACUUCAAGAAUCUGCGACUUCUAUGAUCAAUGAUACGACUUCGGAACACCUUCCAGAAAUCAAAAAAGAAAUUUUACAAGAGACCGGAGCUGAAAUCGAGCAAGUAAGAGAUCAUAACAAUUCGGAGAUCAAGCAAGCUCCUCUGGAAGAAGCCACAGUGACCAAGCAAUACACUGACAACAACGACGCGAUGGACAUUGCGACGUCACAACCUACCACAGACGCUCAUGUAGAACAAGGAGAAACGAUGAAGUUGGGAGAAUCAUUAGGAACUCAACCUAGUACUAGUGAUAUUCAAGUCCAGGAGAGCCUUGCCAAUCAACCGGAUUUGACCCAUGCUUUAGAGGCAAUGCUAGGAGGUCUGCUACAACCUGCGACUGUGACUGCGGAUGUUGCAACGAACAAUGUAUCUGCAGCACCAGCGACAGAGGAGGAACACCCAGAAUGGGAGGUUGACUCAUCUCCAUAUGAGUCUUCGUCAGAUUCGUCAAGUGACAGUUCAUCCGAGGACGAUAGCGAGGAGGAGGAUGGAGAAAAUGCCUAUAAAUUAUUAAGUCCAGAAGAACAAGCAAGAAUUCUAAUGACGGAAGGCGAUGGGGGUUCAGACGAUGAGGGAGCGGCACGUGGAGAAAAGCGCGCCGGGGGGCACUUACGUACAAAGAACGAAGUUCCGGAAGAAGUGAUACCCAAACCAGAUGUCACAAUAACGCCUGAGAUGCCUAUCACAAGAUUGGGAGAUGUGGAAGGAGUCGUGGAUAGCAUCAUUCUCAUCAAAGCUUUCACAAGUGGAGAGUAUCAAGUGCUUAGAGAAGAAUCUGUGCUAUGCUUACAGGAUCGCAGCGUUAUAGGUGUAGUGUCGGAAACGUUGGGCAGAGUGGAGCAACCAUUGUAUUGUGUAAGAUUCACGAAUGCAGCUGCAAUUGCCGAAGCGGGAAUAUCUGUUGGAACUACGGUGUAUUACUCUGAGCAGCAUUCAACAUACGUCUUUACACAAGCUUUGAAAGCAUACAAAGGUACAGAUGCUUCAAACCUGUAUGACGAAGAAGUCGGCGACGAGGAAAUGGAAUUCUCCGAUGAUGAAAAGGAGGCUGAGCACAAGCGAAUGAUAAAGCAGAAGAAGGCAGAAAAGAGAGGUGGUAAGACUCAGCAAAAUGGUGGUCAUUCACGUGGUGGGCAUGCUUCACAAAAAACAUAUACCCCUGGUAACAACAGCGCCGUGUUGAACUAUGACGAAGCCGAGGAUGGUCCUUAUAAGACUCUUACUAGACCGAUUGGAUUUACUGGUGGUGCAACUGGCACUGAAGCUCCUCAAGAGGGUUCGCAUUAUAACAGAUCAAGCCAACGCGGUGAUCAUGGAGGUAGGGGUAGAGGGAGAGGUCGUGGAGAUAGAGGCAGAGGAGAUUGGGGAAGAGGACGAGGAAGAGGCGGUGGACAUAACGAUCGAAACACCAACUCUCGUAAUAAUUCAUCGCAAUCAAGCCAUGUAUUACCCCCUUCCACUCCGAGCCCCGGAGCAUUCAACUCUCAAUCAGCUUCAUUACCCCCAAAGCCUAACUUUCCACCCCCGCCACCUUCGAAUAUUUACAGCAAUCCAAAUCAGCCACAGCAAUAUCAACCUCAACCAUCACCACAAUACCCAUCCCAACAACCUCCAGUAUGGCCAAUGUACCCGCAAGGUUAUCAGCAACCAUAUCAGCAACCAUAUCAACAGCCUCAACAACCCCAGCAACCUUUUGCUCAAGCACAGAAUCCUUGGGCAGGUAUGCCUCCUCCUCCUCCCUUGCCAGCAGGUGCGUUCAUAAAUCCGGCAUUCUUCGCUCAACAGAAUGGAGCAAACCAAAACGGAGCAAAUCAAUGGACUCAUCCUAGCCAGCAAAAUGGAAACGGAGGUAGUCGGUAAUUCAUGAUGGGAAUGGAAUAUGUAUGACCAUUGUAGCUAAGAAUAAAAUCAUGACCAAUAAACUCUUGGUCUUUCUCGACGUUCAAUUAAACUCAUAUUGAUGAUACUUGAAUUGACGACACUCAUUCACA
Botrytis cinerea B05.10 is the source of this 2568-nucleotide messenger RNA. RefSeq names its product Bcnaf1 (gene Bcnaf1). The transcript has a single exon. Gene Ontology annotation, molecular function: RNA binding. Bases 257 to 2437 code for a protein of 726 amino acids. NCBI's taxonomy places the organism in Eukaryota, Fungi, Ascomycota, Leotiomycetes, Helotiales, Sclerotiniaceae. Gene Ontology annotation, biological process: ribosome biogenesis; pseudouridine synthesis; box H/ACA snoRNP assembly. Gene Ontology annotation, cellular component: sno(s)RNA-containing ribonucleoprotein complex. The record is from RefSeq and is a predicted model, not a curated record.